This is a messenger RNA of Loxodonta africana (African savanna elephant), 5825 nucleotides long. It is a transcript of the gene RPF1, whose product is annotated as ribosome production factor 1 homolog. The coding region runs from base 40 to 1086 and encodes 348 amino acids. Gene Ontology annotation, molecular function: rRNA primary transcript binding. The record is from RefSeq and is a predicted model, not a curated record. Gene Ontology annotation, biological process: maturation of LSU-rRNA; maturation of 5.8S rRNA. Lineage: Eukaryota; Metazoa; Chordata; Mammalia; Proboscidea; Elephantidae. The transcript has 9 exons. Gene Ontology annotation, cellular component: preribosome, large subunit precursor; nucleolus.
CUAUUUCCGUUUCCGUAUAGACGCUUAGCAGCAAACACCAUGGCGAAAGUCGGGGAGAAGAGCGGCGGCGGAAAGAAGGGCCUGAAACGAAAAGCUGCUGCCGAAGAACCUCAAGAGACUGCAGUCUCUGGGGAUGGGACGGCAGAAGGCGGGGUCCAGCCCCCGAAAGCGGCUGCCUUUCCCCCGGGCUUCAGUAUUUCGGAGAUUAAGAACAAGCAGCGGCGACACUUAAUGUUCACGCGGUGGAAGCAGCAGCAGCGGAAGGAAAAGUUGGCAGCUAAGAAAAAACUCAAGAAGGAAAGAGAGGCUCUUGGUGAUAAGGCUCCACCAAAGCCUAUACCCAAGACCAUUGACAAUCAGCGAGUGUAUGAUGAAACCAUAGUAGACCCUAAUGAUGAAGAGGUUGCCUAUGAUGAAGCUACAGAUGAAUUUGCUUCUUACUUCAACAGACAGACUUCUCCCAAGAUCCUCAUCACAACAUCAGACAGACCUCAUGGGAGAACAGUACGACUCUGUGAACAGCUCUCUACGGUAAUACCAAACUCACAUGUUUAUUACAGAAGAGGACUGGCUCUGAAAAAAAUUAUUCCUCAGUGCAUCUCAAGAGAUUUCACAGAUCUGAUUGUUAUUAAUGAAGAUCGUAAAAUACCAAAUGGACUUAUUUUGAGUCACUUGCCACAUGGUCCGACUGCUCAUUUUAAAAUGAGCAGUGUUCGUCUGCGUAAAGAAAUUAAGAGAAGAGGCAAGGACCCCACAGAACACAAACCUGAAGUAAUUCUGAAUAAUUUUACAACACGACUGGGUCAUUCUAUAGGACGUAUGUUCGCAUCUCUCUUUCCCCAUGACCCUCAGUUUAUUGGAAGGCAGGUUGCCACAUUCCACAAUCAGCGGGAUUAUAUAUUCUUCAGAUUUCACAGAUACAUAUUCAAAAGUGAAAAGAAAGUGGGAAUUCAAGAGCUUGGACCACGUUUUACCUUAAAAUUAAGAUCUCUUCAGAAAGGAACCUUUGAUUCUAAAUACGGAGAAUAUGAAUGGGUCCAUAAGCCCCGGGAAAUGGAUACAAGUAGAAGAAAAUUCCAUUUAUAAAAGUACUGAGGGAGUAUUACUGAAUUUUACGGAACAGGGCUAUCUUGAACUUGGUAAAUUAUUUCUGACAGAAGACCCUUUUCAAAAUGGCAUUUAUUGAUUUCAUUAACUUUCUUUCAUGUCCGGAAAAAUUACAAAGUGCUGUGAAUUGCCAGUUUAUGUAGUAGUAAAUAUGAAUAAAAGUCAUUUUGGUGAGGUUUAGAAGUUGCAGUUUAGGUUUCCUAAAACCUAAUUAUCUUUAUUUUUGGGUAAUUGUUAAUAAUUUAAGGUUGGAGUCAAGAGUCAAGUUAAACUUUUCUGUUUGCAUUUUCAUGGGGCAUGGGGUGGAGAGAAACAAAAUGCUUGGUAGAUACCCAUAACUCACUGGUUGUAUACCAGACUAAUUUUGGAACCUCAGAGUUUGGCACAUAGUUUCAACUCAGUGUUUCUUUUCAGUGAAUGAAUACUGGAAGCCAGGUUUCUAGGAUGUCUUAACCUCCCCCUUUAAGCUUUUCAGAAGGGUAAAAAUUUUAAAGCAAAAUGAUUUAUCAAGGACUUAAAGCAAAACUAGAUUACUGAAGCUAGUCGUUGGUUCCUUUUUCUUGCCACUUUUAUACCUCAUUACACUGUACUGUAUGUAGUAUUCUAUUCAGGCAUUGUCGCCAGUUCUUAAGUUUUUUAAUGGAAUUCUUAUUUCCAGUACUUUCUCUAUACUACUAGCCUUGUUAGAGAGCCAGCUAUAAUGAAUUGACUAUUAGGUAUAACUGAUAAUACCCUACAUAUUUAAAAAUUUUUAUUUUUAAAAUAAAGUUAACCCUUUAAAUAGUUCACAGGAACUCUAAAACUUAGUAGCCACUAUCUGACCUUAAAAUAACAAUACAGUAGUAGGUUUGCAACCUUCCUUGAGUUUCCUAGCAGUCUUACAAAUGAUGUAUAAAGUCGCCUGAUAAGAGUUAACGGAACAAACACAAAAAACUUAACCCCCUUUUUAAUGGGAAAACUGCCAUUUAUUUUAGAUGUUCAAAACAGGCUAAUGAAUGUAUAGUUAAUACCAGUGGUGUGGUGGUUUAGAGCUCAGCUGCUAACCAAAAGGUCCGCAGUUCAAAUUCUCCAGCUGCUCCUUGGAAACCUUAUGGGGCAGUUUUGCUCUGUCCUGUAAGGUCACUAUGAGUUGGAAUCAAGUUGACGGCAAUGUUUUUUUUUUUUAAUACCAAUAAACAAAAGGCUUUCAUACUAAGUAUUUUAUUAUAUGCGACUGCCAGUGUACAUAAAAUAAUUACCCUUGUGAAACAGAAAUUUCAUGAAAAUUCAGAGGUAGAUGUUAAGGACCGACAAAAGUAGAAAUUUGUAUAGUAUGGCACAUGUGUUACAGGGAUAAGCUUUUGUACAGACUUCAAAUUUAGUUCUCCUUUGAAUAUUCACUGGUUCAUGAAAAGUGGUUUAGGAAACCUGAAAUGGAAAGAAAAAGUGAAUUAACCUAAAGCAUUAAGGAAUAAUUAUUUGUUUUUCAUGAAUGAGUAAUAAUUACAUUAUUUGUCAGUCUUUUAUAAAUUACUCAUGGCCUUUACCUAUUUUUCUAAGUAACAGUAUAUCCUGUAUUGCUUUUUAGGGUAUUCAUUUUGAAUGUCUAUUUAAAUAAGUGCUUUCAAUUAAACAGCCUAUUUCCUUUUGUGUAUUAAAAAAAAGAUGAAUACUCAGUACAUCAUGGCAUUCCUAGGAAAGAAUGAGAAAUAAGAUAUGUGAAGUGCCCAACUCAUAGUAGGCAAUCUUAAUUUUUACACACUCUGAAGUAGGUAGCACUCCUAUUUUAUAGAUUUAGAGAGUAACUUGCCAAGAUCAAUUGCCAAAAUACAUUCUGUAUUGUAAUUUAAAAGAGUUGAUAAGCUUAACAUGAAACUCUCUUAAGAAAAAUCUGAAUAUCCCUAGAAAACUUAGCAAGAGUAUUUAGGAGACCAUUCUGGCAAUAUCUAGUAAAACAGAAGAUUCUAUUACAGUUCUGUUUACCAAGAUAAACCUAUGCACAAAAUGAAACACGUGUAAGGAUACUGAUUAUAAUAAACACAGCAAAAACCUGGGAACAGCUGAAAUGUAACUCAGUUGGGGAAUGGAUAAAUGUCACCAUGAGUCACAAUCGACUCAACGGCAACUGGUGUACAUAUGAUGGAGUACUAUGUACGGCAAUUAAAAUGACUAAACUACAUGGGUCAACGCACACAAAAAAUCCUCAAAAAAUAAUACAAUAAUUAUUACAUCUUAAGAAAAAAAUCAUUGUUUUGAAACCACAAAACACAAUAAAUAUAUGUAGUAAAACAUAGGCACACCAACUUCAAGAUAAGUUACCUUUAAAAACCAAAAAGCCAAACCUGCCAUCAUUGAGUCGAUUCCGACUCAUACCAACCCCACAGGACAGAGUAGAACUACCCCAUAGAGUUUCCAAGGAGUACCUGGUGGAUUCGAACUGCCAACCUUUUGGUAAGCAGCCGUAGCACUUAACCACUACGCCACCAGAGUUACCUAUAGGAAAAGGUAAAAAGGUCAUUUUAACUAUGUUUUUUUCUUUUUUUUUAAUUAACAGGGCAAAACAUUUUAAUUCAGGAUUGUGGAUACAUGAGUCAUCUCUGUACUUUACUUAGAAAUUUAAAAUUAUUUCCUAACAAAAAUGUUCAGGAGGUAUGAAUAGAAUGAGUACUACAGUGGAAAAAAAAUGAAAAAUGCUUAGCCUCACUUAAGGUAUUUGAAUCAGUGCGUAUUACAAAUAGGUUAAAGUGUGCUUGGCAGUAGUUAAGUUAUGAAGUUAUUAAAAUUUUAAGUGUCCUUUAUGACUAAUUUUACUUCUAAAAAUUAAUAGGGGAGGUAACGUACAAAAAGUCAGGUACCAAGAUGUUCACCUCAGGGUAGCCUCAAAUGUGGAAAUGUUAAUGAAGUAUGAUUAUACUACAAGUACUGAAAAUCUUGUUUACAAAGAAUAUUUAAUCAAAUGGGUUAAAAAAAUAAAAGCAGAAUGGAAAAAACUGCAUACACUAUAAUCCUCAUAUGUUUUAAAAAUAAAAAUAUAUUUUCAAUUAAAAGGGAAUACAAUCUAUUAACAGUGCUUGUGUAGGUGUAAUGAAUCAUUGUGAUUUCUACUUCUCUUGAAUUUCCAGUAGCUAAAUUUACCUGUUAAAUUUAAUUAUAAAAACCAUACAAUUUUUAAAAGCUGUGAGUAUAAACACUCAAAUGUAGAUUCUUUAAAUCUAUGCUACUCAGUGUAGACUUUGAACCACUAACAUCAGUAUAACCUGGGAGCUUGUUAGAAAUGCAGAUUCUAGGGCCUCACCCCAAACUUAUUGAAUGAAAAUUUGCAUUUUAACAAGGUAAUCUGUAGGUUACAUUCAGGCUUGAGAAGCACUACUCUUACAUCCAGAUAUUCAUUCCCUACUGCUUCAAAUCCUAACAUACCUAUUCACAAGACUUACCUGUUUUAUUAAACUCCUGGGAUUAGUGGCCAUUAUUUUACUUUGAAAUGUGGGUUCUUAUCGGAGCCAUAUUUAUAACGUUGAGCAAGUCAUUUUAAACAUUAUUAACAGCUGCCCAGCUUCUUAACAGUAUUUAUAUCAGAUUAAAAAAAAAACCACUUUGUAAAGUGAAUACAACAGGAAAACCAAAACCCAGUGCCAUCGAGUCGAUUCCGACACACAGCGACCCUACAGUACAGAGUAGAACUGCCCCCAUAGAGUUUCCAAGGAGCACCUGGUGGAUUCGAACUGCCAACCCCUUGGUUAGCAGCCGUAGCAUUUAACCACUACGCCACCAGGGUUUCCAUACAACAGGAACAGAGGUUAAAAAACGAUCUUUUUUUAAUAUGAAUGUUCCAAAAACUGGCAUGAAGUAUUAAAUGAAAAUACUGCCAGAAGCAGGGAAAUACUAAAGUGGUCAAUAUAAAGUUGCUAGACUUAAAAUUAUUUCCUUAUGGAGAACUUCUUACUCAAAGGUGCUAUUUUCUGGUGUUUCAAAACUCUCAGCCAUCAUAACCUGUCAUUGUAUUUACUGGAAACAUGUAGUUAUACACAGACUUCCUGCACACUCCCAAAUCUACAAUGCUUAAUUAGGGAAGGCAUAACCAUGUAACAUGGUAUUUUAGGAAGCAGCUUCCUGGAUUCUGAGGAGUCAAAAUGUUAGUAAAGGGUAUGAACCAUAUACUGAGGUUUCUUUGUUUUUUUAAGCAUUAGUUUAAGGUUGCUUCUCAUAGGUAGUCGGAAUCGACUCGAUGGCACUGGGUUUGGUUUUUUUGGUUUCUCAUAGGUCAAUACUAGUGAAUAUAUAUGCCCUGACUAAAGUAGUCAGAGUUUAUAAAUAGCAGCACCCUUGGUUAUAUUUUAAAUUAUCCAAAGCACUUUUUUGGUCAUAUCUGUUUUGGGCUAACUUUUUGCACACGAGACAUUUGAUCUGGAAGGUAACCUACGCUUAUUCCCCACUCCAAAUGCCCACAUGCCAGCUAAUUCAAGUACCUCCUGAUAAUCCCCUUGCAUUCACAAUUCCCAGUUGUUGUUAUACUGCCCUAAAACUGGGUUCUAUUAGAGCAAUAACAUUGGAAUUAAUACAAAUCAAUUGGUAGUACAGUAAAACCUGUGAAAGCCAGAACCAGUGUAAGGCGCAAACCUGUCAGAGCGGAAAACAAAUAUUUUCCACUAAAACGAGCAUUCUAUGAAACUGGAGAACUUGGCAAGACCCAGAAAAAAAAAAAAGGCAGUCCUGUUAAGUUCCAGCUCUCACAGGUUUCA